Durusdinium trenchii is the source of this 1803-nucleotide messenger RNA. The record is from the annotation of a GenBank genome assembly. Lineage: Eukaryota; Dinophyceae; Suessiales; Symbiodiniaceae.
GUGGUCUUACGUCGUGUGUAUCACAUGACUAAAGACAUCACAGCACCAGGGAAGAGUCCGCUGUGGAAGUGCAUUGUCCGCAUGGUGGACAAGAAGGCCAACGGCGUUUAUCUUGAAUUUCGAAGUUACAAAGGCAAGGCUGACCUGGAAAAGCAAGCCAAGAUGCGCUGUGAGAAUAAGUUUGUGGUCGUGCAAGGUUUGCUACUCAGUCAGAACAACAAGUUCUUGGGCGGCUUCUGCGCCGACAUGAGCAACAGAGCUUCGAAGGUCAAAGUCCAUCCUAUGGCUGAGUCCCACCAGACCGCAAUGGACAUGGCGAAAGUAGUGCCGACAUCACAGUCCGAUCUGGCUACCCUCAAACAACAUUGCAGGGAUUACCAACGAGCGGAUCUCAUUGGCUUGGUGAUGUCCAAGAACAUUCCACAAACCAAGACAGUGUCCAAAGCCGAGGUUUGGAUGAAGGAUGAAUCGGAAAUGGAGCUGUUGGUGAGCCUGUGGGGUCCCAAAUACACCGCGGGGGUGCGGGACAACGUCGAGGUGGGUAUGGUACUGCAGCUGGAAAACUGCCUGCUAUCCAAGAAAGAAGAUGGCUCGGUGGAGGCCAGUUGCCAAGAUUGGCUGGAAAACGACAGACACAAGUUUGCCAGAAUGAUGGUGGAUCCGAAAAGUGACCGGGCAGAGGUAUUGAAGCUACUGUCCCCGAAUCGUGGCCAGCAGAUCUCGACGCCCUGGGCAGGAGUGGGCACCGAGUCCAUCGAAGUGGUGUUGCAGAAUGUCUGGGUGACGGAAGUGACCGGGUGGCCAGUCUAUACUCCUUGUAGCGAGUGUCACACCAAGAUCGAUCCAGAGAGUGGUGAGUGCAAGAAGAAGAGCACUGGGUGCGCGUCCACCCCUGCAUCGGAAGUCAAGGUCCUGGCGACUCUGAAUCUGAGCGACCCAACCGGUUGCGUGGAGAAGGUUUUGGCCGAUGAGGAAGCUCUGUGCGUCAUGACCAACAUCAAACUGGAGGAGAAGGCCAAGCUGGUGAAAAUGUUGGAAAGGCAUGGGAUGCAAUUUCUUUGUUUUCGUCAACCCGUGGAUGUCCGUUUAGGGACGGCCCCAUACAUGACAAAGAGUCGCAGGGAUAAGGGCGCGGCACUUGGAACGCAAGACACAGAAACGCAGACGGUCUUUGCUGCGGAGAGUCAGUUUCAAGUCUUAGCUGCCAAGCCGUGCUUUGCCGUGGGCUUCAAGGAUGAUGAGCGACCCUCGCUGCGGAAAAUUCUCAGUCACGGACAGCAGCAGCUGGUGAACUGUGUUUAUCCCAUCAAGUGCGUCUACCAAGAUGUGAGUUACUCCAGCUUGGGCAUCAUCGUCAACGAUGCCCCAAUUCAUCCGAGCUAUGUCAGCAUUGUGGCAAAGGCUUGGAGCGAACCGACACCCCAGCCGAUUGGACAGGGCGAAAACCAGCAUGUCUUGAUGGUGCAUGAGGAGGUCACCCCAUACCCCAAUGGUAGCAAGUUCCGAGUGGAAGCUGUCUGCAGCAUUGCAGAAUGUCACAUCUUCAACACGGGCAACCUGGAGCCUCGACUACUCGUCGGUCGCUUGACGCGGGACGGCAAGGAAGGACAGGUCACUCUGUUGGCAGAAAGGGCUUUUCCACGCACCAGUGAACAAGCCCAGGUUUUGGACCAAGAGCGCGAUGCCAUUGGGCACUGGUCAGAGGGCACCCAGAUCCACACGGUUUCGAAGAAGCGGCCAGCGGACGACUUGGUGACUCCAACACCGUUGAAGAGAAUGUCGGGCGCAUGGGCUGCUCCUUGA